Molecule: messenger RNA, 1298 nt
Organism: Triticum dicoccoides
Lineage: Eukaryota; Viridiplantae; Streptophyta; Magnoliopsida; Poales; Poaceae
Exons: 3
Coding region: 121-675 (184 amino acids)
Source: RefSeq, a predicted model, not a curated record
GCCACGCUCUUCAGCUGCGCCUCCCUCACCCGCCUCUAUCUCGGCAUCUGGAGGCUCCCGGACUCCGCCGCCGUACCGCGCGGCGCUAGAUUUCCCAACCUCCGGGAGCUCGGCCUCUGCAUGAUUGCGAUGAAGGACCGUGAUCUGGCCUUGCUGCUGGAAAGAAGCCCCGUCUUGGAGUUCCUCCUCAUCAUGGGAUGUCAGAUCGGAGUGCGCCUCCGCCUCGUCAGCCAAAGCCUGCGGUGCCUUCAGCUCAGCAUGUUCUUCUUGGGCGACAUGGACGUGGUGGAUGCCCCUUGUCUGGAGAGACUUUUUCAGUAUAACACCAACAAGAACCGCUCUUCCAGGAUCAAGAUUGGCCAAGCACCUAAACUUCGAGUUCUGGGAUACCUUGAGCCAGGAGGGCAGGAAUUGAUCAUCGUGGCUGGGAGCAAGGAGAGCAUUGUUCCUAGUGUGCAGAUUUUGGCCAUGGAGGUGCAGUUCGGUGUGCGCAGUGUUGUCAAGAAAGUGCCUGGCUUUCUCAGAUGCUUCCCCAACCUGGAGACGCUCCACGUGCAGUCUCACCACAUAUCUGAAGAGCCCACCAGGAAGGUCAAUGUCAAGUUCUGGCUGCAGGGCGGUCCCAUCAAAUGCGUCGUGGAGAGCAUGAGGAAGGUGUUCUUGUACGAGUUCUGAGGGUCGAGAAGCGAGGUUACUUUCCUCAAGUUUGUCGCGGAGAGGGCUCGGGUGCUGGAGCAGAUGGUGGUCGUGGUGUCCAGCAAAUCUUUCUCUCCAGGGGAUGAUGUGGGUGCCAAGCUGAAGCCUCUGACCAAUGCAAAAUGAGCGAGUAAAGCUUGCAAACUUGAGCUCUUCAAGAGCCCACCGGCUCAAUGCGGUGUGGCACCCUUCUGUCACAGGCUAGCAAAUGAUUUCUCGUUCCCGGACCCUUUUAACGUCAAAGAGUACUGUGAAGAAAGAACCGCUGAGUUAACUAUAGUACAGUAGCACCCCGACUCUUGUACUCCCUCCUUCCGAAAAUACUUGCCAUCAAAAUGGAUAAAAAGAGAUGUAUCUAGAACUAAUAUAUGUCUAGAUACAUCCCCUUUUGUUCAUUUUGAUGACAAGUAUUUUCGGACGGAGAGAGUACAAGACUACUGGUACCUAGCUAGACUUUGUGCUGCUGGACUUGGCAUUGGCAGCAGCUCAAAAACCUGCAUUUCGUGUGAUUUAUCUGGCAGGCCAUUUUUUUAUAGAUUGCACAUUUGCCAAGUCUUAUGAGGCCGGAUGCUUGAGGGAGUAACUAAUAUAAUUAGAUAAAA